AUGGAACUUGCAACUGCAGACCAUAGUGUUGACCGGGGAUCACAACACUGCCCAAUCUCCUUGGCCCGCGUAUUCAGCACCGGCUCAGCCUCCCCGGUGAGGGGUGCAAGCGAGCAAGUGAGCUAUAGUUGUCACUGGGCGGUAAGAGAAGAGGAGAUAACACCUCAGCUGCUAAAUGAGCAAACUCCUCGGAGCGAAGUGGUCGGACCAAGAAAUUUGAUUGAGUUCAAGGGUGAACGGCGUCCCCGUCGAAGACUAAAAAUCCUUCUAGCGGCUCAGUCUAGUCGGGCACAGAUCCCUUGUAUAGAAUCCUCCAUUUGGAUCUUAGCGCACCCGAGCAUGGAGAACACACCUAGAACAGGAAAAGAAUUCGACCUUUCGCGAUAUCUCAGAUCACAAAUGAAUAAACUCUAA
Messenger RNA from Fusarium graminearum PH-1, 414 nucleotides. RefSeq lists its product as uncharacterized. The record is from RefSeq and is a predicted model, not a curated record. The coding region runs from base 1 to 414 and encodes 137 amino acids. NCBI's taxonomy places the organism in Eukaryota, Fungi, Ascomycota, Sordariomycetes, Hypocreales, Nectriaceae. The transcript is spliced from 3 exons.